This is a messenger RNA of Jaculus jaculus (lesser Egyptian jerboa), 1812 nucleotides long. It is a transcript of the gene Ccdc185, whose product is annotated as coiled-coil domain containing 185. Lineage: Eukaryota; Metazoa; Chordata; Mammalia; Rodentia; Dipodidae. The record is from RefSeq and is a predicted model, not a curated record. The transcript has a single exon. Bases 1 to 1812 code for a protein of 603 amino acids.
AUGUCAGGCUUCCAUCACUUUUCCCCAAAGUCAUACAGGGACCACGGGGAGCCGCCGCCGGGCAGAGAGCAGGAGCGGUCCCUGAGUCCCUGGGUCCAGACUCCUCCCGGCACAGACAGCGAGGACGAGGCGCCCUGGCUGCACCCUGGCCGUUCACCCACCCUGCGGCAUCGCCGGCCUGGGGACAGCCACAGCCUGACCCACGUGGCGCGCAGGACCCCCGUCCAUGCCCGGAAGCACCGAUCGGGCAGCCGGUAUCUGGAGGAUGCCUGGAUGGACUCAAGGACAAGGACCAAGUUCGUCCCGGCCUGGCAGCAACAGCCGCCCCUUCGACCUCAGCGCCAAGGCGUCCGUCCGUCCCAGGGAGAGUCGCCGCCGCUGUACCCGGGGAGAGCGCACAGUGCGCUGAGUGUGGGGUCUUUGCUGCUAGACGAGGCACACACCGGAGACCGGUGGGCAGUGCCGGUCUGCAGACACGCGGGUCUGGGCUCCCCGGCCUCGGUCCUCACGGAUAAGUCCUCGGUGCGUUCCCAGGAGUGCAGGACGCAGUGCGUGUGCAGCCAGAAGAGGGACGGCGGUGACGUGUUCGAGUCCCUUGCUGGCCGGUACUCGCAGCCCUCCGCCUUCAGGCCAGAGGUCCAGAGCCAGCAAGCUCAGGUCCUCCGGAGCAAGCUGGAAGAGGCGAUGAUGUCCUCCAGGGACCAGAAGAUCGUGGCCCUGGUGCUGACCCGGCUCAAGAAGGCCCGGAGGAUGCGGGAACUGCAGCAGCAGGCCGCGGUGGCCUGGGAGGAGCUGAAGCGCUCCGACCAGAAGGUGCAGCUGACCCUGGAGCGCGAGCGCCGUCGGCUGCUGCAGCAGAACCGCGAGCAGUGGCAGCCGCGCCCGGAGCCGCGCAAGGCCCGCCCGGACCGCGAGCAGCCCGGCCGGCGGCGGCGGCGGUGGCGGGACGGCCAGGCCAAGAGCGCCCUCCAGCCGGACAGCGGGCGGAGGGCGGCGCUGGACCACCAGGAGCACCCGGGCCUGGACAACCUGGAGCUGAGGGCGCGCUCGCAGCAGGCCGACCCCCUGCAGCAGUGCCAAGAGCAGCACCUGCGGGAGCGGGAGCGGGUGCUGCAGAGCCUGCGGGAGCUCAACCGGCAGCAGCAGCAGGAGCGGAUGGAGAAGGCCUGUCCCAAGAAGCAGGUGCAUGCCACGGAGGACACGAAGACGGUGCAAGAGGGCAACCUGAGCUCCCUGGUCAACUUCCAGGCUCGCAAGGUCCUCAUGGACUGCCAGGCCAAGGCCGAGGAGCUGCUCAGGAAGCUGUCGCUGGAGCAGCGUUUCCAGGGGUGCCAGGAGAGCUACCAGAGCCCCAGGAAGGACCCGUACCACCGGGAGCUGCAGGAGAAGGCCCGGAAGGAGGCAGAGCAGAUCCAGCAGGACGAGCUGGAGAAGCAGCGGCGGGUACGCAAGCGGAUAAUGCUGGAGCUGGCGGAGCAGAAGGUGCGCCAGGCCAAGAGUCACGCGCUCGAGGCCGCGUGGGACCCGGCGCAGCACCCGCGGGCGCUCCGCAACCUGCGCGACCAGAGCCGGCACGACCUGAAGCUGAAGGCCGAGAGGGAGGAAAAGAGCCACGUGGAGGGCAUCAAGGAAGCCAUCAAAAAAGAGCGCGCAACGGAGCAGCUCUCGCGAGGCAAGGAGCCUACCUUGCACGAGUUCCAGAAGGUUCCCAGGGCCUCCAAGAGAGACAGUGGAGCAUUUGCCAACAGUUGCUUGGACCCGGUGGCAUCAGAGAGCCAGCUCCACCAUCAUCAGACCAGGGGGGUCUACUGA